Messenger RNA from Acanthopagrus latus (yellowfin seabream), 1023 nucleotides. It is a transcript of the gene nsmce1, whose product is annotated as NSE1 homolog, SMC5-SMC6 complex component. Gene Ontology annotation, biological process: double-strand break repair via homologous recombination; DNA damage tolerance. Gene Ontology annotation, cellular component: Smc5-Smc6 complex; nucleus. The transcript has 8 exons. The record is from RefSeq and is a predicted model, not a curated record. Gene Ontology annotation, molecular function: ubiquitin-protein transferase activity. Lineage: Eukaryota; Metazoa; Chordata; Actinopteri; Spariformes; Sparidae. Bases 151 to 894 code for a protein of 247 amino acids.
UGGUGAACGUGGUGAGCAGCAGGUGGCGGUAACUCACCACACAGGCCUCAGCAAGCAACCGGAAAUAACAAGUAUGGAGAGACGAAGAAGAAGGAGGAAAACCAACUGAGAAGGCGCGUAUUACAGGAAGCAGAAGGUCAGUCCAGAAAUAUGUCGCGACAGAUGGGAGACAGCCAUCGCAGGUUCCUACAGACCAUGAUGGGCAGUGGCAUCAUCGAUCAACAAGGGGCAAAGACACUCUAUCAGUAUUGUUGUGAAACCCACAACACACAGCACACCCCAGACAAACUGGAUGAUUUCAUUGAGACCAUCAACUCCAAGCUGCAGCCCAUGUUCAUGCAGAUAAGAAAAGGGAUGUCUGAGGACAACGGUCAGCAGUACUACGCCUUGGUCAACAUGGCUGAGACUGAUGUCACCAGGAUGUCCUCAGAUUAUGCUGACAAUGAACUGGAGCUGUUCGGAAAAACGAUUGAGCUGAUCGUGGGCUCUGAGAAUGGCAAAGCCUCUUCCACUGACAUCCUGAACAGCGCCGACACCCUGACCACCAAAAAACUGAAGAAGAGCGAGACGGAGCACGUCUUGAACCGACUCGUGCAUGACAAAUGGCUGAAUGAGAAACGGGGUGAAUACACUUUGUCCACCAGAUGUAUAAUCGAGAUGGAGCCGUACAUCCGUACAAUGUAUCAGGACCAGGUGAAAAUGUGUCACAUUUGUCGCAACAUGGCUUUUCAGUGCCAAAUUUGUGAGAAUCCUUCAUGUGGGAUAAAGAUACACAACCCAUGUGUGGCAAGAUACUUUAAAGGAAGAUCAGAGCCACGGUGUCCUGCUUGUGAUGACUUCUGGCCGCAUGAAAUCCCUGAAGUCAGACAAACCCGCUCUCAGUCCAGAAGAUGAGGACUUCACCAACAAAUGUGUUUGUGUUUUCUUAAAACUGUUUAAUAUUUUAACAUGCCUUUGUGAUAAACCAAAUUGUUAAUAUAAAUGUUUUGUUAUUUUUACAAAAAUAAACGAGAAUGUGUUCUA